This is a messenger RNA of Chionomys nivalis (European snow vole), 508 nucleotides long. RefSeq names its product 60S ribosomal protein L23a-like. The record is from RefSeq and is a predicted model, not a curated record. NCBI's taxonomy places the organism in Eukaryota, Metazoa, Chordata, Mammalia, Rodentia, Cricetidae. Gene Ontology annotation, biological process: translation; ribosomal large subunit assembly. Bases 1 to 471 code for a protein of 156 amino acids. Gene Ontology annotation, molecular function: rRNA binding; structural constituent of ribosome. Gene Ontology annotation, cellular component: ribosome; cytosolic large ribosomal subunit. The transcript has a single exon.
AUGGCGCCGAAAGCGAAGAAGGAAGCUCCUGCCCCUCCCAAAGCCAAAGCUAAAGCGAAGGCCUUGAAAGCCAAGAAGGCAGUGCUGAAAGGCGUCCACAGCCACAAAAAGAAGAAGAUCUGCACAUCGCCCACUUUUCGGCGGCCCAAGACCCUGCGGCUACGAAGGCAGCCUAAAUACCCCCGGAAGAGCGCGCCCAGGAGGAACAAGCUUGACCACUAUGCCAUCAUCAAAUUCCCCCUGACCACCGAGUCAGCCAUGAAGAAGAUAGAAGACAACAACACGCUUGUGUUCAUUAUGGAUGUCAAGGCUAACAAGCACCAGAUCAAACAGGCUGUGAAGAAACUCUAUGACAUCGAUGUGGCCAAAGUCAACACCCUCAUAAGGCCCGACGGAGAGAAGAAGGCAUAUGUUCGGUUGGCUCCUGAUUAUGAUGCUCUGGAUGUUGCCAACAAAAUUGGAAUCAUCUAAACUGAGCCCAGCCGGCUAAUUCUAAAUAUACACUUUU